UGUGGCGUUUCAAAUAUAAAUCCAGAUGCUGAAGAAAUUGACUCCCAAUUAUGUGUAAGAACAGUGGAAUGUUCUCAGAAUGAAAAUUUUGAGGAUUCAGCUAAAGCAGAAACUCCAAAAAUCACAGGAAACCUAUCUCAACUAGCACAAUCAGAGGUCUUUUUAAAUUCUGGAUCACUUUCGUUACAGAGUCAUAUUCCAGUCUGGGAGACAGAAUCUGGCCAUGGUAUAAUGGAAGAACCAGAACUUACAUUAGUAAGCGCCAGUGAUGUCAGUAUAGCUGAAACUGAUUUUGCUAACUUAACCCUAGAAGAAAAGGGACAGUAUGAACCAAGUAACUGUAUUCAGGUGAGUGAAUUUCUACCUCUUGCAUCAGAAACAGAAACCUCAGACUGUCCAGGUGUACCAGAACAUUCUAUGGAGAAGACCGUGUCUGCAGAAACCCUUCCAAAGCCUACAGCUAUCCCAGAGAGCUUACAAGAAGCAUUUGUAAAGAGAAAAAAAAAGUUUAUUGAGAGAUCCUCCCAGAGACAAGAAGAAAUAAAGAAGAAAACUCGUAUCUCUGAAAAGUCUCCAAUCAAAAUAGUUAAGGAGAAACUUUGCAUAGGUAUGUUCUUCACAUUUGUAUCAUCAGUUUCCACAAAGAGAAUUGGGGACUAUGUAUUUAUCAAGUCUCCUGUUCAG
Molecule: messenger RNA, 684 nt
Organism: Manis javanica (Malayan pangolin)
Lineage: Eukaryota; Metazoa; Chordata; Mammalia; Pholidota; Manidae
Source: RefSeq, a predicted model, not a curated record